ACCAUUACCGUAAAGAAGUUGAGAAUUGAGAGCAUCAAAAUAUGAUUUAAGGCAAAAUUUUAGGAAGCUCACACAAGGGGCCAAUGGCAGGUGGCCUCAGAGAGUCAAUGGCCGGAGGUUAUUAGCAUCCGGUGGAGGAGUGGAGGACCCAUGUUGGAUAACUCUGAGAUGACAACGAGAUUUAUCCAACGCCGUCCCGCCAAUUACUUUCAAUCGCGCCACUCGAUUGCUUCCCAUUAACUUCUUCCUAAUUCCUUCCUCUUCUUUUUUCAUUUCUUCUUCUCCAAAUCCGAUCCCCAUUUCCUUACCUUCCGAUUUCCCGACCCGCCAGGGAUGGAUCGACGCCCCAAUUAAUUGCAGUUAGGUAACCAACAAUGGUGAGACCAUGACUCUGUCAUCUGUACCUAAACCAAUAUGUCAGUAGCUUCAUUCCCAUAGUAUUCUCCCUUAAAACAUGGCUCGGUCUCUUCGGGUCAAUUCUAGACGAAUACGACCUAAAUAUCUUCUUUUUAUGCUUCUUAUGCUUGUUCCAAUUAGUGUUAUUACCAUUUUCAAUUAUGGCCAAAAAAUUUCUUAUUUCUUCCGCCCACUUUGGGACAAACCUCCACGCCCUUUUGUGCGCCUACCACACUAUUAUGCAGAAAAUGUGUCUAUGGAACAUCUUUGUCGCCUCCAUGGCUGGUCUUUGCGAUCCAAACCUCGUCGUGUUUUUGAUGCCAUCAUCUUCAGUAAUGAGCUAGAUUUGCUUGAAAUUAGAUGGCGGGAGCUUUACCCAUAUGUCUGGAAGUUUGUAAUCCUGGAGUCACGUACGACUUUUACAGGCAUACGCAAGCCAUUACUAUUUGAUGAAAAUAGAGAUAGAUUUGCCUUUGCAGAGAAUAAGACUGUUCAUGAUGUGUUUUCUGGAAAAGUUGCUUCUCGUGGGUCAUAUAGAAACCCAUUUGACCUUGAAUCCCAGCAACGUGUAGCUAUGAAUGGAUUACUUCGGCGUGCAGGGAUUUCAAAUGGUGAUCUUUUGAUCAUGUCAGAUACUGAUGAGAUACCGAGCCCACAUACCGUGAAACUAUUGCAAUGGUGUGAUGACGUGCCUCCUAUAAUCCAUCUUGAAAUGAGGAACUACAUGUAUUCUUUCGAGUUCCCUGUGGACUACAGCAGUUGGCGAGCCACAUUUCACAUCUAUGGUCCACAUACUCAGUAUAGGCAUUCACGCCAAAGCGAACUUAUAUUCUCCGAUGCAGGAUGGCAUUGUAGCUUUUGCUUUAGGAAUAUUCAAGACUUUGUAUUCAAGAUGACAGCUUAUAGUCAUGCGGACCGUGUAAAGCGGCGAGACUUCUUGAAUUACUCCAGGAUACAGAAGCUCAUUUGCCAGGGAGAUGAUCUCUUCGAUAUGCUUCCUGAAGAGUACACCUUCCGGGAGUUGAUUAAGAAGAUGGGAUCAAUACCGCGGUCUUCAUCGGCUGUUCACCUUCCUGCAUACUUGAUAGAGAAUGCAGACAAAUUCAGAUUCCUGCUUCCUAGAGGCUGUGUAAGAUCCUCUGAAGACAGCAUCCCAGGUUUGAAUAGUCAACCAUAGAGUCCUCGAAGAGUAGCUCGCUCAUUUCUAAUCUUGUCUAGCUUAUUUUCGUUAAAGUUCCGCUCUGCCAGAGAAUGUGAAUCGCUAGCUAGCACCUGCAGGCUCUCUAUUUUUAGUUUUAUUUGCAACGGUACCAGAUAGGAAUAGAUUGAUAAGCGAUAGUUGGUGGAUAUGUUGAGACACAAGUUGCUAACAGGAAAGUUAAAGCUGUUAGCCAGAGUGAGUGAUGUUACGGUAGAUGAUCCAUUGUUUAGUGUACUAAAUUUUGCAUUAGAUUGCCAGAGACAGCGGUAGAAUGUUGUGCUGUAAUGGUCUGUUACCUCUUCAAUGUUUAUCAAAGUUGAUAUCCAUUUCAAUGUAAUGAUAUUGGAUCCACUUUUACGGGAAAUGCUAUGAGAUCUUCCGAGUGUAA
Benincasa hispida (wax gourd) is the source of this 1985-nucleotide messenger RNA. RefSeq names its product beta-1,4-N-acetylglucosaminyltransferase family protein. Gene Ontology annotation, cellular component: membrane. Gene Ontology annotation, molecular function: beta-1,4-mannosylglycoprotein 4-beta-N-acetylglucosaminyltransferase activity. The record is from RefSeq and is a predicted model, not a curated record. Gene Ontology annotation, biological process: N-acetylglucosamine metabolic process. NCBI's taxonomy places the organism in Eukaryota, Viridiplantae, Streptophyta, Magnoliopsida, Cucurbitales, Cucurbitaceae.